ACACACGCUUUUCGUGCAAAGCAGUUGAUUCGCUGCACAAUCUGCGUAGGAUAGCAAAGAUCCCUAAAUUUCCAACGGGACCAACACGACAGACAAGUCCGAUGUUUGAUCCGACGGCCGCCAACCAUCUAGGCGCUUGAUAACUUUGUUUAGAUGAACGGGGGUUCACCACUGCGGCGCAUGAUAGCUUCUCAAGAUUAAGAAUAGUAAGCGUUCUCCACAGGAUGCGCUUUGCUCCCCACUCUGAAUCUUCGUCGCCAGUACGACAUCCUCUGUAACUUUGUUUGAAUUACCCAGUUCGUUAUGACAUCCUCUGUAACUUUGUUUUAAAUACCCAGUUCGCUAGUUAGAUGAACAUUUCAGGUCCUGAGAUUAAAGCACUGGGUCGAUUUAGAUACGUGGGUUGGGAAGAUACGAUUGAAUUUCGAAGUUUCAUUGUACUUGAAAUGAUCACGGUAACGUUCAAGACUCGAUGAGACCUUGACAGGAUUCAUCAAUGCUGUUGUUUUGAUUUGUCGUGGAAAGAAUGUCAGAGGGAACAAACAUGGUGAUGGAGUCUUCUGAAAAUGGCACUGAUUUUUCCCAGGAUGAUACUGGAACAAUUGAGGAAACACCUGAAGACACAAUAUUGUCACGACAAACUUCUGUGAACCUUGUUCCAUAUAUUGGACAGAGAUUUGUCUCUCAAGAAGCAGCUUAUGAAUUUUAUUGUAGUUUUGCGAAGCAAUGUGGCUUUUCAAUUAGACGUCACCGUACUCGUGGAAAGGAUGGGGUUGGUCGGGGAGUUACGAGAAGGGAUUUCACUUGCCAUCGUGGUGGAUAUCCACAGAUGAAACCAUCUGAAGAUGGAAAGAUGCAAAGGAAUCGUAAGUCAUCACGCUGUGGUUGUCAAGCAUACAUGCGCAUUGUGAAGCGCGCUGAUUUUGAUGUUCCUGAAUGGCGUGUUACUGGCUUUAGCAACAUCCACAACCAUGAACUACUAAAAUCAAAUGAAGUGCAUCUUCUUCCUGCAUACUGUGCCAUAUCUCCUGAUGACAAGAGUCGAAUUUGCAUGUUUGCAAAGGCUGGAAUGUCUGUUCGACAAAUGCUUAGAUUGAUGGAGUUAGAGAAAGGUGUAAAGCUUGGGUGUUUACCAUUUACGGAACUAGAUGUCAGAAACCUGCUACAAAGUUUCAGAAAUGUAAAUCGAGAUAAUGAUGCUAUGGAUCUUAUUUCAAUGUGCAAGAAACUGAAGGAUGAAAAUCACAAUUUCAAAUAUGACUUCAAAAUAGAUGGCAACAACCGGUUGGAGCGUAUUGCCUGGUCUUAUGCCUCAUCAGUUCAAUCAUAUGAGGCAUUUGGAGAUGCACUGGUAUUUGACACUACCCACCGUCUCGAUGCCUAUGAUAUGUUAUUAGGCAUAUGGAUUGGAGUAGACAAUUAUGGGAUGACAUGUUUCUUUGGGUGUGCUCUUCUAUGCGAUGAAAAUAUACAGUCCUUUUCCUGGGCAUUGAAGACAUUUUUGGGCUUUAUGAAAGGAAAGGCUCCGCAGACAAUACUAACUGACCAAAAUAUAUGGUUGAAAAAGGCAAUUGCUAUUGAAAUGCCUGUAACUAAGCAUGCCUUUUGCAUUUGGCACAUCAUCGCAAAGUUCUCGGAUUGGUUUUCUGUACUGCUUGGGUCAUCAUAUGAUGAGUGGAAAGCUGAGUUUUAUCGGAUUUAUAAUCUUGAAUUGGUGGAAGAUUUUGAGGAGGAUUGGAUUGAGAUGGUUAAUAGAUUUGGACUCCAUACGAAUAGGCACAUUGUCAGCUUAUAUGCACUACGAGCAUUCUGGGGUUUAGCAUUCUUGAGGCGUUACUUCUUUGCAGGGAUGAUGAAUACUUGUCAGUCGGAAUCAAUUAAUGCCUUUAUUCAAAAAAUUCUGAGCGCUCAGUCUCAACUGGAUUGUUUCUUGGAGCGAGUGGCUGAUAUUGUUGAUGAUUAUCGGGCUGGAUCAAAGCAAGAGAUGCAACGUAAAGUGCAGAAAGUUUCCUUGAAAACGGGUUCCCCAAUCGAAUCCCAUGCUGCCACCGUUCUGACUCCUUAUGCUUUUGGUAAACUUCAGGAGCAACUUGUGCUGGCUCCACAGUAUGCAUCUUUUCUGGUAAAUGAUUGUUGUUUCCAAAUUAGACACCAUACUGAAGUUGAGGGAGGGUGCAAAGUGAUUUGGGAUCCCUGUCAAGAGCACAUAAGUUGUAGUUGCCGUGAAUUUGAGUUUUCUGGCAUCUUAUGUCGGCAUGUCCUACGUGUUCUAUCAACUAAUAACUGUUUUCAUAUUCCAGACCAAUAUCUCCCCACCCGCUGGUGUUCCUUUCAGUCUACAACAACAAGAGAGCACUCUGAGAGGAUUCAGUUUUUAGAGUCAAUGGCUUCCUCACUUUUGACAGAAUCUAUUGAAACAGAGGAACGCCUGGAGACUGCUUGUGAGCAAAUUUCCCUAGUAUUAUCUCGAAUUAGAGACAUUCCUAGGCCAGCACCUGGUGUCAAUGCCUAUUGUUGUCCAUCUGACACAUUAAUUUUACCGGAGGUGGAAGAUGCUGAUAGAAUUGUUCAGAGUUUCACAAUGGGCACCGUGCAUGAUUCUAUCACUCUGGGAAAGCUGAAAGAGAGAAGAUCAAGAGAGGGAGUUGAUAUUACUAGAAAGCAAAGGCAUUGUUCUGGGCCUUGCUGUGAACAUUUUGGACAUGAUCCUUCAGACUGUGCAGUAAUGGGAAGUGAUAAUCUGAAUGGAGAGGCACUUGGGUAUUUGUAGAAAUAGAAUGAGGCAUUGGAGAUGGUGUACAAGAAACAGGAUCACAUUACCCAUCAUUCAUUACCUGUAAUGGCAUCUUUUGGAUGUCCUUUUGAAUUUAAUCAUAGCUUUUCUUUUUCCUUUUCUGAUAGGGUAAAAUUUUACCUAGAUCCCAAUGUCACAUAUAAACAUAUAGAGGUGUAAUUUGAGGUUCCUGACAUAUUCCACAUUCUGCAAAUGACAUACCUGUGGCACAGACUUUCCUUUCCACAUGCAUCAGUUAGUUUUUGUUCGAUCUGCAAAUCGGAUUUGUUCCAUUGUCCACUGUUGCACCUUAACCUUGAUUUGCCACACAUUUGAGAAUUAUACUUCAAAGCUUGUGAGGACAAGUCUGGGCUUAUUAUUUCAAUUUACCUUUACCUCAAAUUCAGGGAAUUGCAAUAUCUGCCUUCAGCAUGUUUGAGGUCAAGCAUGGGCUGAUUUUUUCAAGUUCCCUGGGGAAGACUCGGUAUUUCAUGUUUAGUUAUCAUUCAGCCAAAAUGGUAAACUCCGUCCCCAGCCGUCAAUUUUCUUUUUCAUAUUUUCCUGUGGUUGCUAAUAAUUCCUUGCUCAUGUUCUGCAUAAUGUGCUUUAAUUGCUCUUAUUCUUGCUUGAGUGUCUCUGAGAUAUUAAUUGUCGUCUUUCACCUGUAGAGCCUGCUUUCAAUUAGUACUGCUUCUUCUGUGGCUUUCUUGGUUUUUACUUUUUUUCGUUUCUUUUCUUCCCCUUAGGUUUGGAAUGGGGAAGGAGGGUUGGUUUUAAGGUAGUCAUCCUCUUAAAGAAGCUAAAUUUCAUUAUAGUUUAUCUCACCUUCUGAAUAUGACCUAUCAGGACAACUUAGCCUUUAGUGAGCCUUGGCUAAACCGCUGGUUGGGUUGGAUGCAUAUACCCUUUUAAAUUUGUAUAUCUUUCCUUUGUACGUCUCAUUGUGAAUUAUAUGAUGGUUUGUGGGAUAUUUAAAUUAGAUUAUUGAAAUCCCAUGGUGGUGAAAGUGAAAUACUUGUGCACAGGGAUGAAUCUAUAAUGCAUUGGCUAGAGGUAACAUAUAUGUUUGACCUUCUCUGGCAAGCCCAGAAUUUUGAUGGCCAUCCCAAAUUCCCAAUACAAUUUAAUAUUGUAAUUAUAAAUGUUGAUCACGAUGAAUGAUGUACAAAUGCUUGGGACAUUUAUAUUUUUCUACAUUUAUUACCUCUCCUUUUAUAUGUUACCACAAUCUCUCUCUCUCUCUCUCUCUUCUCUAGACACACUACUAAAGUCUGGGAUUUUUGCAAAUGGCGCAAUUACUGUGCCUUAGUCUUCUGGAUUAUCGGCCAAUGAAACUUUACUUAGCCUGCUGGGCAACAAUCCGGCACCAGUAUUUGCAACUUUUCUGCCUUUAGCCCUCCGGCGGGGUGGCUGUGACCCAUAAAGUGCUCUCUGCGCCAGAGCUUUCCCCAGUGUAAUGUUGGUUGUGCCUUUCGUAUUUGGUUCUUUGUCCGCAGGAAUUUCUUGAUUGCUGCUGGUGGAGGCAUCUAGUUUCCCAGUUUUUGCCUGCUCAGAAGCCAUGUUUCCCUAGAUAUUGAACUGCAAUGCCGAAAGAUUAAUGGAAAUGAAGUAGCUUUGGAGAAUUUCUGAGACAGCUGGGAUGGGCAAGCACCGGUGAUGGGAACAGGCAAGAGUGUGUGUAAAGUGGGAGCAAGAAGACACCAUUGUUGUGUGCUUGCUGCAAGUGCAUUUCUUGGACUAGCUGGUGCAAUGGUUGCGGAGCAUGUUUAUGUGUUGAUUUCGGUACUAAUCUCCUCCUCCAGCUCUUGUUACCUGGGACCUUAACCAAGCUCCUGCUGCUAAGUCUCUUACAUGGCAAGCAGCUUUGUUUCUUUGUCACAACUUGGUAAGUAAAUACUUUCAAACACCAUUUAUCCUAGAAACUCAAUUGGCCGUUAUUCACUGGACCUUGCAAUUAAUUUUCAAGCAUCUAUUGUAAGAAGAGAAAUCCCUUAACAUGAAAAUUUUGGCUGAUGGUCCAUACUUGAUUA
Messenger RNA from Tripterygium wilfordii, 4803 nucleotides. RefSeq names its product protein FAR1-RELATED SEQUENCE 11-like. Lineage: Eukaryota; Viridiplantae; Streptophyta; Magnoliopsida; Celastrales; Celastraceae. The transcript has 6 exons. The record is from RefSeq and is a predicted model, not a curated record. Gene Ontology annotation, molecular function: zinc ion binding. The coding region runs from base 527 to 2770 and encodes 747 amino acids. Gene Ontology annotation, biological process: regulation of DNA-templated transcription.